Molecule: messenger RNA, 1008 nt
Organism: Gongylonema pulchrum
Lineage: Eukaryota; Metazoa; Nematoda; Chromadorea; Rhabditida; Gongylonematidae
Source: the annotation of a GenBank genome assembly
GGAACACUCUCUCCGAUUGGCCUGGAGGAGAAGGAAGAAGUGAAGAAAGUGGACGAUUACGACGAAGUUGACAAAUCAAAACAAUCUGCUGAAAAAUUAGGAACACGGAAGUUUCUGAGACAUACCAAAAGUAAUGUGGAAAAGAAAAACGAAAGUGACGAAGAAAAGGCUCCGACGAAGCCGGCGGAGCACGGCCACGGUCUGAUAUCGAUGGUAAAACGCACGCAAAGUGCGAUCAGAUCAAAAUCGGCAGUAGCGGCGCCGCCAAUUGAGAUGCUGAAUAUGAACGCCGAGAAGAUGGAUAUCCACGAUGCAAUGGAUAAGUAUAAAGCUUACGUGCACAGUGGGAAGGCAGAAGAAGCAAAGCGUCGUGCUGAGAGAAAAUCGCCACCGCCGCGGCAACGAAACGUUCUCUCGAAAGUUGCGCACAGCUUAAAGCCAUCAUCAGCACGAAAGCGCUGGCAGAAAGUGAAAGAGGAAACAAGUCGAUAUGAUCUCCGGUAUAUGGAGUUGCGAGACCAGGAUGAAAAAAUUCGGGUCAUGGAAGAACAGAUUGAAGGCGCUGGGAAGCUGUGGGUUGGAAAGGAUUAUGUAAAUUUCAUACACAAAGAUUUUGUGGAGCUCGACAUGCCUUUCCAUGAUUUCAUAGACAGAAAUCUCACUCCUCGGAUGCCCUGGCACGAUAUCCAUGCUUGCACAUAUGGUAGUGCUGCACGCGAUCUCGCUCGGCACUUCAUCCAGAGGUGGAAUGCCACUAAAACGGAGAAGUCCAAGGAAUUAAAAGAUUACCCAUUUUUAUUGCCGAAAUGCUACGACACAAUCAAAGUGCCUCGUGUGCUUGAAACAUACAGCGAUGUAGCUGAUGUGCAAGUGCUCCGAUCUGUGUCCAAAUGGUCUUCGCUUGUUAACUGGACAGAAGACAGCAUUCAACAGGCUUGUUCUAAUCGCUCUUACGAAAUUCCAUAUAUUACCAUUUAUAGCGUAAGAACAGGCCAUAGAAGCAAAUAG